GACUUGUCACUUCUUCAGGGACAAAUUCUUUGCUGCCCGUCCACCUUCGCCCAUUCUGUCCCAACAGCCGCCCAGUCCCGAGAAAAACAGACUCAAAAACAUUAAUCAGGAGUUACAACGCCUAAUUUCACAAGUAGCAGUGUUACUCCGUCAGCGUUCGGUCACAGUUAAUUCCAAAAUUUUGCUUAUUAUAUAUAUAUAUAUAAUUCAUUCUGACUUUUUUCUUUAGUUAACAUAUCUGUGAUUUUUGCCAGAAGUGGACAUUUCAGUGGUAAAACCUCGAACGUGACUUUCCUAUUAUCGAACUCUAGUGUGUAUGUGUAUAAUAAAUGUGGACGUAUUGCACUGUAUGGAUCGUGGAAUCAAGUAUUUGCGGAUAAUAUAACAAGGUUAAAUAAACCUCACAAAAACAAGCCUGCGUCUUCUCCUUCUUCGUUACCUGCCAAAAGUUGCCAGUCAGCCUAGUAAAGACAUUCUUGUCCUCGACCGACCAGAUUGUUUAUUUGUAUUUUUUAUAAUUUUCGAACUAGCUACUGAUGAUGGCCAUGAAAGAUUCUCGCUGGCUACAGCUUGAAGUGUGUAGAGAGUACCAGAGGAAUAAAUGCACUCGACCCGAUACAGAAUGUAAAUUUGCCCAUCCGCCCGUUAACGUAGAAGUCCAGAACGGCCGAAUUACAGCCUGCUAUGAUUCAAUUAAGGGCCGAUGUAACCGAGAGAAACCCCCCUGUAAAUACUUUCACCCACCGCAGCACCUCAAGGAUCAGCUGCUCAUUACUGGCCGAAACCACCUAGCCCUGAAAAACGCUCUUUUGCAGCAAGUACCACUUCAGCCGGUCUUGCCUGGACAGUUGCAUGCCGUGGCAACAACAAAUCCGUAUUUGGCUGCUCUUCCCACUGUUGCUUCAGCUACAUCCUUUGCUCAUUACCUGAGCCCAAGCCCUAUGGUUAGUAUGAUGCCUGCAGAUGUGAUGACAGCACCACUCAGUGUACUCCCAACUCCUCUCGUUGCCACACAAAAAGUGCAACGGACUGACAGAUUAGAGGUAUGUCGAGAGUUCCAGCGUGGGAAUUGUAAACGAGUGGAAACUGAGUGCCGCUUCGCUCACCCUCCUGAGCACGUGACAGUGGACAGUACAGAAGGCAUGGUGACGGUCUGUAUGGAUUUCGUUAAGGGACGUUGUACACGGGACCCAUGCCGCUACUUUCACCCCCCACCUCAUUUGCAGGCUCAGCUAAAGGCUGCCCAAAGCCGAGCUAACGCCGCUUCUCUGCCACAUGUGAUCGAGACCUUGAUCAGCAAGAAGCGCCUGCGUGACCCUUCUGAUGAUCUGAUUCUGGCCUUCCCAGGAAUGAUACCCUUUACAAAACGUCCAGUCUUGGACAAAAGUGGAAUUCCAGUGUUUCAGCCCAGUGCAGCUUCAGCCUAUCAACAAGCCUUGGCCAUGCAGGUUCAGCAGCCGUUUGUGCCUGUUACAUUUGCUGGGCAUCCAACAGGUAUGCCAAGAUUUUAAAGAGAAUUUGUGAAGCUGAAAGCAAAUGUUCUAAAGAUGUCUAAAGACAGUGUUGGAUCAUGGGUUUUGUGCCUGUGGACAGAGAGACAGAAGAAGCCCCUCCAUAAAAACAAGGUGUUACUACUCACUAAGAUCUCCCUGUUGUUUCAAUUUGUAUGUAUAAUUAUUACAAAACAGACUCCCUAAUUUGCAGUGUUCUGUGUCCAGGGGGCAUCACUGAAUUUUCUGUACAUGACCUACUACUUGAUAACUUGAAUGUAAGAGGAAAAAGUUGUUUAAGCUACACAAACUGUUACUGUGUCUGCAUGGCAUGAUUGACUCCCAAGAAGACUUGGAGCUAAUAUGAAGGAUCUAGUCACUGGAGGAAAAACCAAGAAAGAACUUAGUGAACUUGUGUAUAUUUCUGGAAACUUUUUGGGUACCAUUUUUAGUGCAGCUCCCUGGAUGAUUAGAACAUUAUAUUUAAAUUAAAAUAUUACCUUGCAGUUUAAUAUGGCAUUCAUUUCUGUAUUAAUAUUUUUAUCCUCUAGCAAUUAGUAAUGAUGAAAAAGAAACACUGGAAAUUUAAUCUAAGGCUAUGCAAAUUUAAAAAAAAUGUCAAUGCAGAUUUUCUUAAUGUCAUAGUUGAUUUCAGUUUUGGUAUGUUCCUUUUUUUAAAUAUCUUACCAAAGGUUGUACAUGAGCUGAAAGAGUUUUAUUGGUUGUACAUGUUUAAGGAUGUCUGAUGGUCAAGUCAAGCUUGUUCCAAAAUCAUUUGGACCAGUUUUAAGAAUACACCUUGUAGUAGAGGAAAUGGCUUUUGAAAAAAAAAAAAAUAUGGAGAGGAUAUUUUUAAUAAUGUUGUUUUUGUAUGUCACGUUAUUUUACUGUUAGACUCAUAUCUUUAUAAAUACUAGUGACAUAUAAUUUAAAAUGGUUGUUGUGUUUCUUGUCUACUGUUGUUGAUGGUGUUGGUUUUAUAAAAAGAAAAAUUGUUCAUGCAAAGCCAUCUGAGGUAGAACCCAGUGCCUCAUAGUUCAGGCUGUGACCCAAGCACUUGGAGAUAAGUGGUUAAAACAUAUUACAUAAUGUACAUGUUGGUGUCUUGUGUAUUUGAUUAGCCUACCAUAAAGAAGGUUUAAUGUGUUCAUUUACAUCAUAUGAACACUAGUAGUUUUUCUUAUUAACUCUUUUGUUAUAAUGCUGAACUAUUACACUUUUAAGGUCAACAUAUUUAGAUUAUUUUAAAUGUUAUUGUUUGUGUUUCUAAGGUCACAAACAAUUCUAAACGAGCUUCAAAUGUUACAUGUAUUUGUAUCGAGCUUAAAAAUAUUGAUUCUAUGUGAAUCAUUAUUCUGUGCAUGUACACAUCAUCACAGCUUUGUCUCUAUGUACUAUGCUCAUUUUUCUGUUGAAAGCCCUAUGCUGAAGGUAUUGGUUGGUCCUUUUAUGUCUCUGACCUUAGAUGACUCAAAUCUUGUCUAUAUCAACAAGUAAAAUCUACUGCAAACUACUACUACUACUGAGUACACUAAAUUAUGAAACUUCAUCCGGAAAAAUGGAUACUAUCAGUCUUGUGUUUUUUUCACUUGCCUUACAGACAUUUCAUUCGAGGAAUGUUUGAUAUAUCAUCAUCAGUGCCACUUUUAACUAUUGACUGUUUGAAUAUGUUUACAAUUAUUACUAGUACUUAUAGCCUUAGUUACAAAUAAUAAUAAUUUAAUUAUAAAAACCAUAAUUUAAAAAUAACCUUGUAAUUUGAAUUGUUCAAACUGUAUGACUACUCAGAUGUAGUGAAUGAAAAUUUUUUUUUGUGCACUAGAUAUUGUGCAUUAGCUGAUAAUAGUGAAAAAUACUACCAUCUUCU
This is a messenger RNA of Limulus polyphemus (Atlantic horseshoe crab), 3357 nucleotides long. RefSeq names its product muscleblind-like protein 1. Gene Ontology annotation, molecular function: metal ion binding. Bases 537 to 1511 code for a protein of 324 amino acids. The record is from RefSeq and is a predicted model, not a curated record. The transcript is spliced from 8 exons. Lineage: Eukaryota; Metazoa; Arthropoda; Merostomata; Xiphosura; Limulidae.